ACUUGUAUAUUUAAGUUACUUCUCGGUAUCAUAUUCUGCAAAGUACCAUGAUAGGAAGCUUUCAUCCGAAUGAUGGGGUUACAUUUGGCUGACAAGGCUCAAGUGCCAAGUGAGUAGUCAUUUUUGUCCACCUAUCGUAUAUCAGCGGCCAUCUUCGCGUAAUCUUUCUGGGGAGCUACGUUUUGUCAGUGUUACAUCAGGUUGUUGUCUCCUUACACUCAAGUUGGGCUUGUCCUCUUUGACUGAUCUCACAAGUGUCUGUAUAUAACCAAGCCAGUUCAAGUUGGCGUGAAACUUUGCACUAGCUCCCGAUCUAUCAUAUGAAUCCCCCGAGAUCUAGCACGACAGUUCGAAUAACCACGGACCUAGGUCUUGCGAGCCAAUAUACAAACUCGCCUGGGACCGUUAUCGAGCUGAAAGGCCGGACAGCUGAAGAAAAAGGCGAUCAUUAUCUUCAAUUAUCGCUGGCAGCCUUAAAAGAGCUCGCCGACUUGUUGGAAACCCCGCGUCUCUCAGAUAAUGACAAAAAGGCCUACCAUGAAGCUUACAUCAUUAACCGGGCUCAAUAUGACGACCUGGUAUGCCUCAGGGACCAACUUUGGGCGCAGAAGAAAUCUUUUCGCAAAUUCCUCGUUAACCUUUUCGUCCGCCGGUCGGAUUCCAGGCACUUUUAUAAAAUCACGUAUCGGAAUUUUAAGGCUAUCAAAAGAACUUCGGAAGACCUGGUUCGACGAUUGCUGCCGGAUACGCUUGAUAUCCUUGGUAUGUCAGGACGAGAGAGCAAUUUUCCCUGGCUGACGCCAAUCUGUUGGUCGGCUUCAGGAAGCCCCAGAGACUCCGCACAAGGCGAUGUUUCUGUUUGCGAGGAGAGUCCGUGUGACAUCGUAGAGGGUACGCAUACUCUCCGCAUUUUAUGGCAGAACAUUCAACAUUCCCUUGAUCAAGGCAAUAUUUCAGGUUAGUGCGAUUUCUUUUGUCUGCUCCUUAUUUCACAUAACGUGGAAUAGUCAGAGAUCUUCCUCCAAAUGACACCCUCAGAGGCAUUAAUGUAGAUGUACAUACUGAACAAGAAGCCGACGAGGCCCUUGCGACGCUGAAUCGAAUCGCGAUCUCUGGAGGAG
Molecule: messenger RNA, 1121 nt
Organism: Suillus clintonianus
Lineage: Eukaryota; Fungi; Basidiomycota; Agaricomycetes; Boletales; Suillaceae
Exons: 3
Coding region: 321-962 (213 amino acids)
Source: RefSeq, a predicted model, not a curated record